AUGUCCUCGACUCAGACGCAGACAAAGCAAGGGGAUGUCAUCCCGCUGGAGACGCUUGAAGUGGCCGACAAGAGUCUGCAAGACGACGGCCAUGGGACAACGACGACAACAACGGCCGCCCGAAUGAGUCGCAGCACGCAGCUCAAGAUCCUGAGCGCGGGCUUCUCUUUUUUUGUCGCCGGCAUCAACGAUGGCAGCAUUGGCGCCUUGUUUCCAUACAUUCUGCAAGACUACGGCAUCACGACGGCCAUUGCAUCAUCGGUGUAUGGCGCCAAUUUUGUGGGCUGGUUCGUCGCGGCCCUGUCCAACACGCAUCUGUGCCAGCACCUGUCGCUCGGCGCGAUGCUGCUGCUGGGCGCCGUCCUGCAGACGCUGGCGCACGCGCUGCGGCCCUGGCAUCCGCCGUUUGCGCUGUUUGCGGCGAGCUUCGUGCUGUCGAGCCUCGGCCAGGCGUACCAGGACACGCACGGCAACACCUUUGCGGCGGGCGUCCGGCCGGCGGCGCACCGCUGGCUGGCGCUGAUCCACGCCAGCUACGCGGCGGGCCUGUUUUGCGGCCCGUUCGCGUCGACGGCAGUGGCCUCGUCGGCAUCGUCGUCGGCGUCGCGGUGGAGCCUGUUCUACUACGUCCCGCUGGGGCUGGGCGUCCUCAACGUCGGCCUCGUGGCCUAUGCGUUCCGCGACGUGCUGUCCAUCAAGACGAGAAGCAAGUCCGCGGCAGCAGCAGACACAGCAGCAGCCGAUGCAUCGCCGGGAUCGGACCGCCGUGCCCUCGACUUGGUCCAGACGGCGCUGCGCAGCAAGAACGUCUGGCUGCUGAGCCUCUUCUUCUUCUUCUUUCUGGGCGCCGGCGUCACGGCCAGCGGCUGGAUGGUCGACUACCUCGUGGUCGUGCGGCACGGUGACAUUGCGCGCAUGGGCUUCGUCCAGGCCGGCUUCAGCGGCGGCAACCUGCUGGGCCGGCUGCUGCUGGCGGAGCCGACGCACCGCUUGGGGACGCGCCGCAUGAUUUGCAUCUACACGCUGCUGGCCAUUGGGCUGCAGCUGUUGUUCUGGCUUGUCCCCAACAUCAUCGUGGCGUCCAUCUCGGUCUGCCUCCUCGGCUUCGUCAUGGGGCCCUACUUUGCCACGGGCAUGUCCAUUGGGUCCCAGCUCUUUGCGCCCGAGAUUCACCCCACCGCGCUGGCCUUUGUCUUCGUCAUUGCCCAGAUCGGCGGCUGCCUCUUCCCCAUCAUCACGGGCCUCGUCGCAUCCCGCGUCGGCGUCCACGUCCUGCAGCCGAUGCUGUGUGCGCUGUUGGUGGCGACGGCCGUCAGCUGGCUGCUGGUCCCGCGGCCCAAGGAGAGCGGGCAUGCGCUGCACGAGGAGUAG
Messenger RNA from Sporothrix schenckii 1099-18, 1371 nucleotides. Its product is annotated as MFS transporter. Lineage: Eukaryota; Fungi; Ascomycota; Sordariomycetes; Ophiostomatales; Ophiostomataceae. Bases 1 to 1371 code for a protein of 456 amino acids. Gene Ontology annotation, molecular function: transmembrane transporter activity. Gene Ontology annotation, biological process: transmembrane transport. Gene Ontology annotation, cellular component: membrane. The transcript is spliced from 4 exons. The record is from RefSeq and is a predicted model, not a curated record.